Auanema sp. JU1783 is the source of this 1737-nucleotide messenger RNA. Lineage: Eukaryota; Metazoa; Nematoda; Chromadorea; Rhabditida; Rhabditidae. The record is from the annotation of a GenBank genome assembly.
AUGAGUGAAAACGCUACUUGGAACCAUGAAAGGAGAAGACAAAAGUCCAUUAAUAGGGCUCAACGAAUGAGGGCUAGGCUUGUUCCAUGGUCUAUCGCACUUUUAGUAUUAACAGUAGAGAUAUUCCUGUUGAGCAGCUUCUUCGGAAAGUAUUUCCUAUAUAGUUUGAUACCCUCCAAAGUCAUAAUAGUGCUAGAGUGGCUAGUUCUGCUCCAUGUUUUCACAACGAACUUAUGGUUGGCGUACAAGUCUUUGCCAGAAAGUUCAACAGAAAUUCGUUAUAAAAAAAGAACUUCAGAACAGUCCAACACAUCAGUAUUAGAUAAGUCUCUCAACACAUCGCGGAAAGCUGAUAGUUCCUGGGUUGAAAGCCACUCAUUCGGAUUUACUUCUAGCCGGAUUUUUAGUCAUGAACCAAGUUCAUCAACUCCUAGAAGUAAUCAUGGAAAUGUACCUCUCGAUGUGUCAUCGGAUGGGUUGAUCAGUCCCAUAUAUCACCAUUCGAAUGCUAGUCCGUAUUCUAAAUCUGUGGAUAGUAUUCACACAAGGGACCAAUUGGAUCGACUCUUAAGAAAGAGUACUGACGAGAGCCGAGGAGAUCUCUCGACUUCCUUUAAUAAUAGUUCCAUUUCUUACUUUAAUUUGCUCGAUGCUAGUGGAUCAGAGAAGAAGCCAUAUCAGCUAUCAGAAGCUUCUAAAGCUGAUAAAAAAGAUGGUGGAGUUGUUCGAAUCGACUCUUCUGGUAGAGUUUAUCUCUCACCCGUUCCAAGAGGUGGUGAUGGAGAUAUGGAUGAUCUUCAAAGACUCAAAGUCUCUCUUAUGAACGUGAAAAACACGAGCAAGAAGACUGGAUCACCUUUGCUCCGUCGAUCAGAAUCAAACGAGAGAAGACGUAGAAGCUUCUCCAUCGCUGACGGUUCAAUCUCGUCAGUUUCUUCUUCUCCCAAGAUCGAGAUGAGCUCUUCUCUGGAUGAAGAACGUUUGUUACGAGGAGAGCAGCUUGUUCGUGUAUGGAUUUCGAAUUCCAUCUUGAGUACAUUGAGCGUAGAAAUUAAAAAUGUGAACAAAGCUCUCGAAGAGGAUCAUACGACUUUGCGUAUUGGAUCUGCUUCUGUGGAAGCUUUGAAGACUGCUUUGAUCUCUAAAGAAAAGUUGAAAAGCACAACUUUGCCUUACUUGCUCCCCUAUCUCUCGUUCCAUACCAAUCAGGCUUAUCUUGUUUCUCGCAUCUUAGAAUUUAGUGCUGAUCCCUUCAUCUCGAACUUCAGUUGGAACAGUGGUGGAACUGAGCCCGUCUCUGAGGAAUCUGUAAAUGGAAGAAUUGCCCGACGAGCUUGGAGCGAUAGCCUGCCAACUGACAGUGCAUUGUUGUUCCACAUUUUCUGUACUUAUAUGGAUAGUAAGGUGACAUCUAAUCCAUUGGUAGGAUCAGCCUCGUUAUCUAACCCAUUUUCUGCCGUUUAUACACUCAUUUCACCCCAAAAACCAUCUGCCAUCCAUAAUGCUCCUGGUUCUUUCUAUAUUCAUAUGUCUUCGGCAUCGCCUCCUCAAUUUGAGCUUGUUCACACAGACUCUAAUGGUGUGACAUCGCGAACUGUUGUCGCCAAGGGUCCCAAUAACUUCUUCCGAACAAUCGUUCAUUUUAUUUAUUAUGCUAAGGUCUACAAUGAAAGUCGAAUUGAUGUAAUGAACAUCGGAAAAACUGGAUUAAAUCUUGCGUGUAUUUUGGAAGCUUAA